Triplophysa rosa is the source of this 4666-nucleotide messenger RNA. It is a transcript of the gene syt11a, whose product is annotated as synaptotagmin XIa. The transcript is spliced from 4 exons. Gene Ontology annotation, molecular function: clathrin binding; SNARE binding; phosphatidylserine binding. The record is from RefSeq and is a predicted model, not a curated record. Lineage: Eukaryota; Metazoa; Chordata; Actinopteri; Cypriniformes; Nemacheilidae. Gene Ontology annotation, biological process: regulation of calcium ion-dependent exocytosis; calcium-ion regulated exocytosis; cellular response to calcium ion. Gene Ontology annotation, cellular component: axon; synapse; membrane. The coding region runs from base 425 to 1654 and encodes 409 amino acids.
AGAACGCGAAAGAACAGGAUUUAGUUAAAUGGAAAUACUGAUUGUUUAGACCUAUGGUACCACACCAUGAUCUUAGGCAGAGAAUCCAGAGCAAACCUGCCAACUCUCCCGUUUUUCACACAUACUCCUGCCACCCUCUUAUUUUGUUAUUUCUCCCGAGAAACUCCCGUGUCCCGACGAACAGGAACCCGAACGCGUUGCACUGCCCAUUUGCCCUCACAGGCUGGUGCCCUUUGGUAGGCGAAAAAGAAUGGUAGCCGAAGUGGAGUAGAGAGGAUUUACAUCCCCGCAAAAAACUUUCUCUUAUUACACCGCUAAAGAUGUGUCCCCAGUGCUUGCAGGUUUUCUUGGUGCGGGUGUCUUGGUGGUCUCUGUGACGGUGGCCGUUUUUCUGUGGACAUGCUGCCAGCGACGUUACCAUCAAAUGACAGGCGCGUACAAGCUAUCAAGCGGCCCCUAUGACCCACCUGUUGACCCCCCCUACAAGUUCAUUCACAUGCUUAAAGGUAUCAGCAUCUACCCCGAGACCCUCAGCAACAACAAGAAGAUCAUUCGGGUUGGCCAGCGCUCAGGUUCAGGAUCCUUACUGAAAGAAUGGGGUCUUGGAUCUAAAAACAGUGAUGUUCGGCAUGUGGAUGCAGAUCCCGAAGAUGGACUGCUGAAUGGUAUACCGCAUCUACAGAUGAACCAUUUGAUACCACCCGUGGGUCCUCUGAGGCUGGAGAGGGCAUUGCCCAUCCGGGCAGAUUACUGUUGUAUGGAGAGCAGCUCGGGAAGUAGCAGUGAAGCCCCCAGUAAAACAGCAUCACCCUACAGUCUCAACUCACCAUCUUUAGGGACGCUCAGUCUGGCUAUUGACUACAACUUCCCCAAGAAAGCUCUUGUUGUCACUAUUGUUGGAGCUCAAGGGCUCCCUGCUGUGGAUGAACAGGCAGGCAGCUCUGAACCCUAUGUGAAGAUGACCAUCCUGCCAGAGAAGAAGCACCGAGUGAAGACGCGUGUACUGAGGAAGACUCUGGAGCCAGCUUUCGAUGAGACUUUCACCUUCUAUGGAAUUCCAUAUAGUGUGCUGCCCGAGCUCACGCUGCACUUCCUGGUGCUCAGCUUCGAUCGGUUUGCACGGGAUGAUGUCAUCGGGGAGGCGGUUGUGCCGUUGGCAGGCGUGGAUCCCAGCACAGGCAGAGCACACAUCACCCAGCAGAUCAGCAAGAGAAACACACAGUGUGAAAGUCGCGGGGAAUUGCUGGUGUCUCUGUCAUACCAGCCUGUUACUCACAGACUUAACGUGGUGGUGCUGAAGGCCAAACAUCUGCCAACCAUGGACAUCACUGACCUACCAGGCAACCCAUAUGUUAAAGUGAACGUUUUCUACGGCCGCAAGCGCAUAGCCAAGAAGAAGACACAUGUGAAGAAAUGCACACUCAAUCCCGUUUUCAAUGAAUCAUUUAUCUACGAUGUCCCUGCUGAGUUAAUGCCGGACAUCUCUGUGGAGUUUCUGGUCAUUGAUUUUGACCGCACUACAAAGAAUGAGGUUGUUGGUCGCCUGGUUUUGGGUGGUCAGAGUCCUGUUCCAUCAGGGGUCACUCACUGGAGGGAAGUUUGCGACAACCCACGACGACAGAUUGCCAAGUGGCAUAACCUUACAGAGUACUAGCAAUUGGCUAACAAAAAGGGAAAACAUAUUAUUCCACUCCCUUCAUGUUGCCUGCUCUAUAAUAAGAAAACCAAUUAACAACCCUCCCCCCCCACAUAUACAGGUGUAUGUGCGGGUGAGUAUAUCAAUAGUGAAAAAGACCAUAGGCUCUACGGAACCACGUAGAAGGUUCUCUAAUGAACAAAUAGCAAAAAUGUCAAACUGAUCAUUAAAAACAAAAAACAGACAUUAACCACAUUGGUCUUUUGUUGGUCUGAUUCAUUAGUUUGUGUCAUACUGUAUGAUAAUUAUACCCAUAUGAAAGCAUAUACCACAGUAUCCUCAUAGUCCUUUCACCAGUAUCCCGCCAUAUUGAGAAUAUACAUAGAGUACCUUCAAUUUGCUGCAUGCUUAGAAUUAGAUUGGACAAGCUUUAAUUUUUAGAAUGUUUUGAUAAAUGGGAAAAUAUAUAAUCUAGACAUCAUCAAGGGGUUUCUUUGAAUGUUUAUCACAGAACACGAGGUUGCAAUAUUGAUUUUCAUAUUUUGGAAGAUGUAAACAACAUUAUAUGUGAAAAUAGAAAAAAACUGAAACAAGAAGUUUUGUUUAUGUCUUGCAAAAUGGUUUGUUUUAUUUCUAUUGUUAGUUAUUUGAAUGAAUUUGGAACUAAAAAUGAUCUGAAAAUGUGAAAUAUUUGAGGUAAAUUUAAACUCUAAAUGUAAGUUAUACCAUUGGUGGUUAAUGGCAAACCUUUUAGAAAAUUAAAAAUAGCUGCCAUCAGCUCUGGACUUAAAAUUGGAUUUGUACAGAACUAUGUUCUAUUUAGUUAAGCUGGUCUCUUGCUAAUUUGAAUUUCUAGCUACUUCAUUUAUUUGUAGCUGUAUUUCUUGGUUAUCUUUUAGUGUACAGUUGAUGUCUUGGACAAAGCACUUCCGUAACAUGUUUUUUAACAUCUUAUUUCAACAUAAUAUCAUAAAGACCUGUACAACCAUUUGCUAAAUGAAAUCAAACUGUAUUACUUUAAUUUGCAAUAUCUAUGCACAUUUCUACUUUACUGCAAAGAAAAUUACCCAGUUGCUGUGUUACCAUAGCACUGAGAUCAGGGAAGGGUUGGUUGAAAAAACAAUCAGGUUUAGUUGGAGAGAAACAACUGCAGUCAAAGCCAAAUGUGACAGAUAUUAUUAGUACUGUCUGCAAAUUUGUUCAUAAUAGGUGUACAGUACCUAACCUAACGCCAUUGUUUCUAUUGUCACUGAAUGUCUGGUUUUUAAGGUUGAACAACGCAUUCUUAAUAAUGUAUAAUAAUAAAACAUUGGUUAUUCUCCCAUUUUCAUUCUGAAAUUGAAUAGCACCAAAAAAUAUCAUCUUUUGACAUACAAAUGAUGCCAUCAGUAUAAAAGCAAUGAAAUUGUAGUCAGAUGUUCAACCUCCUCAAUAGAUGUUCACUUCCUUCAAUAUCUUGUUUGGCAUAAAGCCAAUUGAUUGAUUUAUUUAGAUUCUAAUUAAUAUUAAAUUAUAUUGCUAAGAAGUAAGCAGUUACAGACCCAUAUUACAAUAUUUGCACUUUCAUAGAGUAUUGUAUUUAUUUUUAUGAUUUGUGUUCAACAAAAUGAAUAUAUACAUAUAUAUAUAAAUAGAUAGAUAAAAAACAACUGACCAUAACAAAGUUAGGAUUUUGGUAAUCAUCAGUUAGUUGCAGGUAUCAAAAUGACCAAAGUGGAGAAACAAACCAAUGGAUAAUUUUUGGUGUACAUUACCUGUAAUUGACAGACCCAGGGAGGAUGUUUACAGGCAUGCAAUGUGUGUGGAUGUGUUUUCAAGUUCAAAGAGUCAUUCACUGCCGCAGUCUUCUAAGGAAGAUUCACAUAUUCUAUUCCCAGUGUGAAUGAGCACAAAUAAAGUUAAUAAGGCAGAAAGUAUAGAGGGUGAGGGGAGAAAAAUUGUACUGACAGGCAAUGAAAUGUAACAAUUACAACUGAAAAUAAUAUCUCAGUAAACUUUGUGAGUCAUUAAGACCCUGUGAUGAGAUCAGUUAUUGUUUAUUAGAAAAACAACAUCAAGAUAGCCACCCAAGUCCAGGCUUGCAAAUAAGACCAGAACUCUUCCACUUUUGAAAUAAUGUUUGAAACCCUGCAUGCAUUGUAUCACAUUUCUGCUUCAAAACUUGUGUAUAUAUUACAGUUUUAGUGGUUUAUAUGACAGUAAAAACUCUUUUUGUAAAAAACAGAUUACAGUGCAACCUACAUAAAAAUGCCUGUUUUCUUUUAUUUAAGCCCUUAUCUUCUGAUGUUAUAUUGACCUUCUGUGGAUCUUCUGGGCAUAAAAACACUUGUUUUUUAAAUAAAUAAAUAACUAACAUAAUAAUGAAAAUAAACAAAUGUAAAUGAGUGUUUGUUCCAAUGCACAGGUCGGCAGUGGCUCUCUGCUUCUCUCGGAUCUAACUAUUUUAUCUGGAAUGGAAAUACAUUCAUUUUGAGUAAACCUUCUCUUUCGGAGAGCUAGUGUAUUUGCCCUUCUUUUUCUCUCUGCCACUGGUCCAACAAUCCUUCAGUUUUUGCUGUUGUGUGUUGUAUAAAUAAAUUGAAAGGCAAACAAAGAAAAAAAUGCCUUUAAUAAAUAUAAUACAUUUGGAUCCUGCGAUGUUAAGGUGGAGUAAACAUAGUGAUUAAGCUUUAUUUUAGGUGUCCCUAAACCCACUAAACCUAGAAGAUAAACAAUACUAGUUGACCAAAACGGUAGUGUGAUUUUAUGCCGUUACCUGGCUUUUCAACAUUUGUAUAUACAACUAAGUUAUUUAUGUAUAGUGUAAGCACAGUAUUAUAACAUCUUUACAUGGCUUGCUUAUUACUGCUUAUUUCACUACGUGAUUCAGGGACAUCUAAUAUAAAGUGUGACCUGUAAUGCUUUUGAGGGCAAGUUAUCAGCAUACAGCUACUGAGCUUAUGCUAACUAUAGUAUGUUACACUAAUGCUGACUUGUACUGUUGAAUUUGUUUACAUGGACGUGCAAAUUAAAUAUAAUUAAUACACUAGA